Messenger RNA from Eremothecium sinecaudum, 228 nucleotides. Its product is annotated as HBR487Cp. The record is from RefSeq and is a predicted model, not a curated record. The transcript has a single exon. The coding region runs from base 1 to 228 and encodes 75 amino acids. NCBI's taxonomy places the organism in Eukaryota, Fungi, Ascomycota, Saccharomycetes, Saccharomycetales, Saccharomycetaceae.
AUGUCAUCAUUUGAUUGCAACGAAAAUGGAGAAAUAUUAAACGUGAAGAAUGGAAAUGAAAUUAUUUCGAAAGACCUGCAUACGUGGUUCAAAAGUCUCCUCGAAGGAGACGCUAAUUGCUGGAAGAACGAUACCGCGGAUUUAGUUAAGACAAUAGCCAAGGAAAACUUCGAGCAGCUCGUAUUGACAUUUGUGCUUUUAUUGUACAUAUGGGUGGCUAAAUUGUAA